Molecule: messenger RNA, 2807 nt
Organism: Tripterygium wilfordii
Lineage: Eukaryota; Viridiplantae; Streptophyta; Magnoliopsida; Celastrales; Celastraceae
Product: CSC1-like protein At1g32090
Exons: 11
Coding region: 105-2540 (811 amino acids)
Cellular component (GO): plasma membrane
Molecular function (GO): calcium-activated cation channel activity
Source: RefSeq, a predicted model, not a curated record
UCAAUUCUAUUCGUGGUUUCGUACACCAGCCAUUCACCGCCCACACUGUUUCCUUCUCCUUUCUCUCCCAUUAAAUCUCUCUGUUUUCGGCCUUUUCUUCUCCAAUGGCUACUCUUGGUGACAUAGGAGUCUCGGCACUUAUAAACAUACUCGGUGCUUUUGCAUUCUUGCUUGCUUUUGCUCUGCUAAGAAUCCAACCCAUCAACGACAGAGUCUACUUCCCAAAAUGGUAUCUCAGUGGAUCAAGGAGCAGUCCAACAAGAGGGAGAGGAAACUUUGUUGGCAAGUUUGUAAAUCUCAACUUCAAGACCUACUUUACCUUCUUAAAUUGGAUGCCUCAGGCCUUGAAGAUGAGUGAGACUGAGAUCAUCAACCAUGCUGGCCUUGACUCUGCUGUUUUCUUGAGAAUUUACGUUCUUGGCUUGAAGAUUUUUGUGCCAAUAACAUUGGUGGCGCUCAUAAUUUUUAUUCCAGUAAAUGUAUCAAGUGGAACACUGUCCUUUUUGAAGAGAGAAUUGGUGAUGAGUGACAUUGACAAGCUUUCAAUAUCAAAUGUUCGUCCUAAAUCUGAAAGGUUCUUCUUUCACAUAGGAUUGCAGUACUUGUUUACAAUAUGGACAUGCUUCAUGCUGUAUAUGGAAUAUGAUUACAUAUCAUCAAUGAGAUUGCAAUUCUUGGCUUCACAGCGUAGAUGUGCUGAACAGUUCACAGUAGUGGUCCGGAAUAUUCCACGUGUUUCUAGUCGUUCAGUAUCAGAUUCUGUAGACCGCUUCUUCCAGACAAACCAUCCAAAUACCUACCUUUGCCACCAGGCAGUCUACAAUGCAAACAAAUUUGCAAAGCUUGUAAGAAAAAGAAAUAGGGUCCAAAAUUGGCUGGACUAUAACCAGCUUAAGUUCGAAAGGCAUCCAGAAAAAAGGCCAACAAAAAAGACUGGAUUUUUGGGGCUUUGGGGGAAAAGAGUUGAUUCUCUUGACUAUUAUAAACAGCAAAUAAAAGAACUUGAGAAACGAAUGGCAUUGGAACGACAGAAAAUUCUCAAAGACCCAAAAUCUAUUUUGCCAGUUUCUUUUGUUUCAUUUAAUUCGCGUUGGGGGGCUGCUGUUUGUGCUCAGACACAGCAAAGCAAGAACCCAACUCUGUGGUUAACAAAUUGGGCACCAGAACCCCGUGAUGUUUACUGGCGUAACUUGGCUAUACCUUUUGUUUCAUUGAGCAUCCGGAAACUGAUAAUAUCCGUGGCAGUAUUUGCUUUGGUGUUCUUUUACAUGAUACCAAUUGCUUUCGUGCAAUCCCUAGCAAAUCUAGAGGGUCUCGAAAAAGUUGCACCAUUCCUCAGGCCUGUUAUAGAAUUGAAAUUUAUCAAAUCAUUUCUACAGGGUUUCCUUCCUGGUCUAGCUCUUAAGAUCUUUCUGUACAUUCUUCCUACAAUUCUGAUGAUCAUGUCCAAAAUUGAGGGAUAUAUUGCACACUCAAUGCUAGAACGAAGGGCGGCAGCAAAGUAUUAUUAUUUUAUGUUGGUGAAUGUAUUUUUGGGAAGCAUAAUAACGGGAACAGCUUUUGAGCAAUUGCAUGCUUUCCUUCACCAAUCACCAACCCAGAUUCCUCGGACAAUUGGUGUGUCCAUACCAAUGAAGGCCACUUUUUUCAUCACCUAUAUAAUGGUUGAUGGGUGGGCUGGUAUUGCUGGUGAGAUUCUUCGAUUGAAGCCACUGGUCAUAUUUCAUCUCAAAAACAUGUUUAUAGUGAAAACAGAAAGAGAUCGAGAGAUGGCAAUGGAUCCUGGGAGCGUGGACUUUCCAGAAACUCUUCCAAGUCUCCAAUUAUACUUUCUUCUGGGGAUUGUUUAUGCAGUUGUCACUCCUAUCCUCCUUCCUUUUAUACUGGUCUUCUUUGCCUUCGCAUACUUAGUUUAUCGUCAUCAGAUAAUUAAUGUGUACAACCAGCAAUAUGAAAGUGCUGCAGCAUUCUGGCCACAUGUUCACAGCCGCAUAAUAGCAAGCUUACUGAUAUCACAGCUUCUAUUGAUGGGGCUGCUCAGUACAAAAAAGGCUGCUAAUUCCACUCCCUUGCUGGUUAUCUUGCCAAUACUGACGUUAGCAUUCCACAAAUAUUGCAAGCAUCGGUUUGAACCUGCAUUCAGAAAAUACCCCCUCGAGGAAGCCAUGGAAAAAGACAUAGAAGAGAAAUCAAGAGAACCAGAACUGAACUUAAAAGCAUACUUGGCUGAUGCUUACUUGCAUCCAAUUUUCCAGUCAUUUGAAGAGGAAGUGCAACUCGAGCAAGUGGAGGUCAAGGUAGACAAAUAUCGAUCUCGCGCUUCGAAUCCUCCAGCUAGUGAACUCAGUUCCCCUUCGCCACCACAUCACCUCCAUUCUUCCUCCCCUCCCCAUCAUCUUCAUUCUUCCUCUCCAACCCAUCAUGUCUAUGAUCCUUCCUCUCCUCCACAUUACGUCUAUCAUCCUCCAUCCCCGCCUCAUUACGUGUAUCAGUCUUCAUCACCACCCCAUCAUGGCUACCAUUAUCAAUACGAUCCUUGAAGUUGAUCCCUCCAUGAACUGAACUUUUAGAGGUACACUAAUCCGCUUACAAACCAAUUUGUUUGUCUUGUUAACCUUUUCUUGCUAUUACUCGUCCAGGUUGUGCCCCUUUCAAAUGUAAUUAUUGGUUGAUCAAUGUAAAUGAUAAUGGCUGUGGUUUCUCAAAUUUCUGCUUCAAAUAUUAGAAGCUAUCUUGUCACUCUAAUGGGUUAAUCCUGCUUAGUUUAUUGAUAUUGGCGUUGUAGUGGAAUGUUUUUUGUUUGUUUU